Molecule: messenger RNA, 1527 nt
Organism: Colletotrichum phormii
Lineage: Eukaryota; Fungi; Ascomycota; Sordariomycetes; Glomerellales; Glomerellaceae
Product: cytochrome P450
Exons: 5
Coding region: 1-1527 (508 amino acids)
Molecular function (GO): heme binding; oxidoreductase activity, acting on paired donors, with incorporation or reduction of molecular oxygen; monooxygenase activity
Source: RefSeq, a predicted model, not a curated record
AUGUUGUCUUUGCUAUCAUCAGCAGGGCUGUUUUGGCUAGUCAUCACGUUGUGGCUUGUGACAGUUGCGAUACUGCGCGCCUUUUACAACCUCUUUUUUCAUCCACUGGCAAGAUACCCAGGGCCGCGACUGGCAGCAAUCACCCCACUGCUUCAUGUCUACCACUUCGUAGCUGGCGAUGCUGUCGGCUGGCUCGACAGGCUACAUGCGAAAUAUGGCGAGGUUGUGCGCGUCGAGCCUGGCCGUCUGAGUUACAUCACUCCUCAGGCUUGGAAGGACAUAUAUGGGCAUGCGACGGCCACUCGUAAGGUCAACUCAAAAGAGAGGAAGAACAGCAAGAACCUCUUCUCCAACGGGAGUUACUCAAUUUCCUCCGCACACGGCCCCGAGCACCAACGCCUGCGCAAGAUCUUCAGCAAUGCGUUUAGCGACCGAGCCAUCACGAAACAAGAACCCAUGCUGGCGCUCUAUGCACAGAAAAUGGUCGACUUGGUCCAUCGAAAAGUUUCUAGCGAGGGAAACUCUUCUGACGUUGCUGUCAUGGAUGCAGUCCAGCUUUUCAACUUCGCCACGUUCGAUAUCAUGGCGGAUCUUGCAUUCGGCGAAUCACUAGGCUGCCUCGAUGACGGUGGAUCAAAUGCUUGGGUCGACGCCGUCCAAGUGAAUUUCAAACGAAUGAUAGUCAAGGCAAGAUUGAGGCCUUACCCGGUAAUCUCAUACUUGUGGCAUCUAUUUCAGCCGGAACAAGAUAAGAAGGCUGCUGCAGUGCACGUUCAAAGCUCGCACGAGCGUGUCACGAAGAGGUUGGCCAAGGGCGCUGAUGCCAGGAACGAUAUCUGGGGACUCGUUCUCAAGGCCGAGGGAUCUAACACGCUGACUCGUACCGAAAUGAACAACAAUGCCAACAACUUCAUGAUAGUUGGAACCGAGACAUCAGCGACAGCGCUGAGCGCUCUCACAUAUCUUUUACUAAAGACUCCGGAGAAACUUGAACGACUAGUCAAAGAAGUGAGAUCGGUCGGCGACUCAAGCCAGCUCAAAGGCGAUGUUCUCAAAGACUUGCCGUAUCUUCAGGCUUGCCUCACUGAAUGCCUCAGGUUACAUCCUCCUGUCCCGACAGGAGGUAUGCGUGUCAUAGGCGAAGGGGGCAACGCCAUCCUCGGUCAUCUUCUCCCUGAAGAUACCAAAAUGUCGAUAGCGACCUGGACUGCCUUCCGUAUCUCUCGGUACUGGAAAGAUGGCAACGAGUUUAUCCCUGAAAGAUGGAUCUCGGGUGAGCGCGGCUACGACGAGUACCACGCGUUCGACCAGCAUAAUGUGUUCCAGGUAUUUGGCACCGGUCCUCGCGCUUGUAUUGGCAAAAAUCUUGCGUUACAGGAGAUGCGCCUCCUAUACGCCAACUUUCUGUUCCAUUUCGAUAUGGAAUUAUGUCCCGAAAGUAACCGAUGGAUGGAAGAUCAGAAGUGCUGGACUUUAUGGUUCAAAGAUAACCUUCACAUUCAGGUUUCCCUCAGAAAAGACACAUAA